GCAAAGCUUUUACAGUAUUUGCUGGGCACUGAGCUUGUUUGAGAAGAAUCAUAUCCCAGCAACCAGGUUCUUGUCAAUGCGAAAUGACUCAGUUGAAACAAGAAAGUUGAGACGUUUGACAACUUGGCAGGAAGGACUGGCCACCACCUUCUCUGCCCUUUUGAGAUGGGGUUACAAAAGUGUGGUGGCUGCCUCAGUUGCUUGUUAAUCCCCCUAGCACUUUGGAGCAUUGUUAUAAAUAUCCUGCUCUAUUUUCCUGAUGGGAAAGCUCUGUAUGCUUCCAGCAACAAUCUCACCAACUAUGUGUGGUAUUUUGAAGGAAUCUGUUUCUCUGGUAUUAUGAUGCUUAUGCUGGCAGCACUUUUAAUAUUCCUGGACCGAGACACCUUCCAAAAAUGCUGCCAAAGUGAGAGCUGCACCAGGACCUACAGGCGUUUCAUUUCAGUUGUGCUUGCCCUGCUAGGCAUCGCUUUCUCUGGAUACAGCCUGAUCAUAUCUACUUUGGGUUUAGUGCAGGGCCCAUACUGCAGAACCGCAGCUGGCUGGGAGUAUGCCUUCAAAGACACUGCAGGCCGCUACCUCACGGAUCAUGCCUCCUGGUCCGAAUGCUCCGAACCUGCCUAUGUAGUGGAGUGGAACAUCAUUUUGUUUUCUAUUCUGAUAGCUCUUAGCGGCCUCCAAAUGUUGAUCUGCUUUCUGAAAGUGAUUGCGGAGCUGAAACGGAUACUUUGUGGGACCUAUUCUGUCUUUGUUCAGCCUGCACUGAUCUAACAUUCCUGAGAAAAGAAGCACAGAUGCUAGCAUGUCAUCAUGUCUUUGAUCACACCUUUUGACUUGCUUGAUAACGGCUUGGAAUGCUCCUUCUGUUUUGCUGCAUUUCUUUUUUAUACGCACACACACACAUUUCCAUGCCUUAAUUAUUAUUUUUAUUCAUUUUCAAAAUAUUGAUACAUGAAAUUAUCAAUUAAUAAUAACACAAACAAAAGAAAAGCACCCCAAAUAAGGAAAAAAACCCCACCCAGACAGCAACAAUACUGUUUGCUCAAAGUACAUUUUUUCCCUUUUCCGCCGUGAUAAACUCAUUACUUUAAAAAAGCGACGCAAACCUGUAGUGAACGCACUCAGAAAUCUAUGGAUUGUAUAAUGUCACAUUCUACAACCAGAUUCAUUUAGACACUUGCCCUUGAAGAAAUCUGUAUGAAACAAACUAAAUAUUUAUAUGUUACAUAGGGUUCAACUCCCUAUUUCCCCAGCAUACCCAGGUGUGCAAUGUUUGGCAUAUCCAGAUGUUCUUGCUCCCUGUUUUCAUCCCUUCCUCCUCCUUUUCUAAUCUGUUUACCUUUCAAGCCCCCCUUUGUAUUUGCAUAUACAAGUGGACUUUCGGUCAGGCAACAGAAAGUGCAAGUGUGCUGUGCUCUUGGAGUGAAAUAUCAGCUUAACUUGAGGGACAUUUGCUGAAAUAACUGAAGAGGAAGCACAACAUAAUAUUUACAUGGCAACUCCAUCAGAUUGGCCUUAUAUGUGACUUAUAUAUGGAUCCAAGUCAGCAGAGAGUGACAGACUGAGAGAGAGCGAGAAAGAGAGAGCUGCAAAAGGGUGCCAAAGAUACAAUGUACAGGAAACUUUCUGAGAAAUCAUGUCCUGUUGAGGUUAUGUUCACUUUGGGCUGCAUCAAAUUGACGGCAUCUCGCUCAGCCACCCCAUUGGCAUAGGGCUCGAUUUUUCCUGGGUAGUCAAACUGGUUUGCUAUUUUGCUGGAGAACUGGUGGAUAGCUCAGUCAGUAGAGUGCAAGACACUUAUUCUCAGUGUUGUGGGUUCGAGCCCCCCAUUGGGCAAAAUAUUCCUGCAUUGGACGAGAUGAGCCUUGUGGUUCUGUCCAACUCUACAAUUCUAAGGAGUGGCUCUUUUUAAAGAAAAAAAUUGUUGCAGGUGCGAAGGCUUUAACAAAAAGCAGAGGAGAGGGAGGCUGCUGCAGUGGGAUGGGGGGGGGGGAGAAUAAGCCUCCCACCCCCUCACAAUUCUGCAUAGUAAGUAGGGGCAUUUGCUCACAUUCCACAGAUCAUUUCACUGCAUGCAAUGCUCUUUUCUCAAGUUACACUCACACAGCCCUCUAAAUUGAGCUAGAUAUUUUCUCUGCUGACUGAUCUCUUGUCAUUCCCUCAACUUGUUGCCCUAUGGAGGCGGCGCCUAUCAUUAGUUUUAAGUGGCAGAGUGAAGUGGAGCACCUGCUUAAUUGACCAGUCACUUUAUCGUUAGGAUUCCCAGCUCUGAAACCGUACAUUAGCAAUUACUUGGGGAGGCGGGGAGAAGCAAGGUCACAUUUCCAAUUUGUGUCCGAGAAGCAGAAACAAAAAGACUUUCAGAAUUUCACAGCCUCUAUUUCGUGAAUGGCCCCUUUGUGCCAUGCUUCAAGGGCUGGGGGUUGGGGAGGGACAGGAAGGGGGGAAACACCAAUUUUUGUUCAGGCAUUAGCUUGGGUAAGCACGGCAGAGACAUCUCAACAGCAACAGUGAAAAAAUUAUUUGACUGUAAUGACAGACUUCGGAGAGUUGUUUACAGAAGAUAACUGAGUGCACAGCCAUAUUUUAAAACUUAAGCCACUGUAAUUUCAAGAUUCAGGUUAUGAAAUAAAGCAAUGCAGUGUGUGGCUUUAUUCAGUCUGUAUCUUAUCUGUCUUUACCCCCUAUAUUUCACAAAUUUUCCUCUCCCUAGAAAUGGGAUUGGUACUGAAAGUCAACUGAGAGCAAAAUUGGAUGAAAUUGCUAAAGGAACCAAAUAUCUAACUGGAAUAAAGCAAAUACAAAAAGCAGAAGAAGCUAAAUAAGAAAAACCAGACACUAAUAUAUGCAUAAAGGAAGUGGCUUAGCUAAGGUUGAAGCAGAACUUUUGACCAUAUGUAUUCUUGGCAUCCGUCUGCCUUCAGAG
Molecule: messenger RNA, 2926 nt
Organism: Zootoca vivipara (common lizard)
Lineage: Eukaryota; Metazoa; Chordata; Lepidosauria; Squamata; Lacertidae
Gene: TM4SF18
Product: transmembrane 4 L six family member 18
Cellular component (GO): membrane
Source: RefSeq, a predicted model, not a curated record